Suillus paluster is the source of this 1960-nucleotide messenger RNA. RefSeq names its product DHS-like NAD/FAD-binding domain-containing protein. NCBI's taxonomy places the organism in Eukaryota, Fungi, Basidiomycota, Agaricomycetes, Boletales, Suillaceae. Gene Ontology annotation, molecular function: NAD+ binding. Bases 112 to 1830 code for a protein of 572 amino acids. The record is from RefSeq and is a predicted model, not a curated record. The transcript has 19 exons.
GUUUCGACAAACGCAAUUGGCGAGGGCUCGCGCUUGAGCCCUACGACCGCCAGAGGCGUUGUAAUUUGCCCAGCUAAGUGCACCCCAAAGCACCUCCAUCCUCGUUCACAAAUGUGCACAUCAGACGGACAACCAGACCCUCCCUCUGUUCAAGAAACCGCCGCGGAAAAUAGGGAAAAUAUAAAGACAUAUAGUGCACUAUAUGCUCUUCAGCUAAGAGCCUUCAUAGAUGCUGCAGACGACGUGGACGUGGAUCCAGAUACAAUCGAGGACCUGCUCGAAGGUUUGGGCGAAGGAGAAGAGGAAGUCGAAGGGAGUGACCUCGAUGAAGACUUGGACUCAGGAAGUCUAGCUGUCCCUGUGCAUGACCAGGACAGUGCCAUAGAGGAGAGUGGCGACCUGGGUGAUCUAGAAAUGGAAACUGAGGUCAUAGAACAAUUAAAGCGGGAAGCAGACGAAGCAUGGUCAAAGGAAGAAGUCCGGGAGAUGACGCAUCACCUGAAAGAACGUGGAAUGAGUUCAUUUGUUAGGGAAUAUGUUAUGACUCGAAACAUUCCGAUAGUGAAACUUCUGUUCGCUUUCGGGAUUUCCUUGUGCCCAGAAUUGCGGAAUAAGCAACCUCAAACAAUGCUAUAUUUUCUGCGGGUCGCGAUGUCUAAACAACUUCAUCUCAGAGACAAACUGCCCCAAUAUAACACCGUCGCCGAUGCGGUUUCCCUGAUCCGAGCUUCAAAGCGCAUUGUCGUGCUCACUGGCGCUGGCAUUAGCGUCUCAUGCGGUAUUCCAGACUUCCGCUCACACAACGGCUUGUACGCCAAGCUGAAGGAACGGGGGACCUAUGACCUCGAUGACCCUCAACAGAUGUUCGAUAUACACUAUUUUAGAGAAAACCCUGCUGUAUUCUACUCAUUUGCAAGCCAAAUCUAUCCAUCUAAUUUUAUACCUUCUCCUUGUCACCGUUUCAUCAAAGCUAUAGAAGAUAGAGGCAAGCUGCUCCGAAACUACACCCAGAACAUAGACACGCUAGAAACACUCACCGGAAUUACUCGCGUACUGCAGUGCCAUGGAUCAUUCGCGACCGCUACGUGUAUCCAGUGCAGACGGCGUAUACCAGAGACCGAAAUCGAAAAAGAUAUCAUGGAACAUCGUGUCCCGUCCUGCACUGUAUGCAUAGAGGCAAAGAAGAAAGCCGAGGAAGCACUGAAGGUCGCUGCCAAGAAGAAGGCCAAGAAGCGGGGUAGGAAGGAAUGGGAGGAGGAUAGUGAGGAAGAAGAGGAUGAAAUACCUGUCGGCGUGAUGAAGCCGGACAUCACCUUCUUCGGAGAAAAGCUCGCGGAUGGCUUUGAGCAUGCCCUCGAGGACGAUCGAGAUAAAGUCGACUUGUUAAUCGUCAUCGGAACCUCGCUGAAGGUCUCACCCGUAUCCGAGAUUCUCUCGCAUCUUCCGCACUCUGUUCCUCAGAUUCUGAUUAACAAGACUCCUAUCCGGCAUAUCAAUCCCGACAUCGUCCUUCUUGGCAACGCAGAUGACAUCGUUCACCAUCUCUGCGAGCAGCUCUCAUGGGAGUUACCGCCUCCAGUGGGAAAGCGUCUCGAGGUUCCGUCACUAGGGAAAUUAGUAAAGCGCACCUCAAGUGAAAUGAUGGGCAAAACCGAGCCCGUUCGUGUUGCAGAGAGCCACGUAUGGUUGUUUGAAGGAGCCGAGGGGGGUAAAUGGGUGCAGGAUAUUGAAGAAAGGUUCUUGGAAGAAAGUGCGGAAUCCGAAUCGAGCCCAAUUCAGGGUCGGGCUCCGAACGAGGGCCCACAGGCAAAGAAGCUACGGACAGGCUGACGUAGUAGCACUUGCGUCCUUCGAGAUGCUUUGCUUUGGUGAACGGAGACAUGGACGCCACGGAGACCACGAACUUCAUGUACUUAUAUAUAAAACUCGAGGCUUGCAUAACCAAGAAUUUAUUGGACCA